Molecule: messenger RNA, 3666 nt
Organism: Rhodotorula toruloides NP11
Lineage: Eukaryota; Fungi; Basidiomycota; Microbotryomycetes; Sporidiobolales; Sporidiobolaceae
Product: Pol II transcription elongation factor
Exons: 11
Coding region: 1-3666 (1221 amino acids)
Biological process (GO): regulation of DNA-templated transcription
Cellular component (GO): Cdc73/Paf1 complex
Molecular function (GO): RNA polymerase II complex binding
Source: RefSeq, a predicted model, not a curated record
AUGGACGCCAACUUCGACAGGGCGGACGCGGACGGUGCAGCAGGAGCGACGCAGGCAUCGGCAGCAUUCGAGGUGCCGCUCGCGUCGUCGAACGAGGUUAUCCCGGUCUCGCUCGACGAUGUCUUCUCCGCCGAGACGGAGGAGAAGGUGCACGAGCUGUUGACCGAGGUCGUCGGUCUUCUGACGACUGAGCAGGCGGCGACAAAGUUCUGGGUCAGGCUCAUCGAGGAGUGCUGGAGGCAGAAGCGAUGGGCUCAGGCGCUCGAACUGGCAGACACGGCUCUCAGGGCCGUCCCCCACAGGCCUGACUACCAACCGCUCGACCUCGUCCCCCUCUACUGCCUGAAGGCCAACUUCAACCUCGCUCUCGCCCGCCGAGCGCCCAAGCAGCGCCUCGAAGACAACCGCACCGGUCCCAUCUCCUUCCCUCGCGACCCUCAUCACCCCGAAUUCGUUCGUCCCGGCAUGCAGCCUUCUCCAACGGGUCCUAUGCUCAAGACCGAGUACGUCAUCCGUGCCGGCAUGGAAAUCAACGAGGCCGAGCGGAUCGACCCGAACAACAAGGUCGUGCUGGACAUUAAGGCUGCUUGGUGCAUGGUGUCGGGCGCUCUCGACCAGGCUCGUCAGAACUUUGAGCAGAUCCUCCGCGAGGAGCCGACCAACCUGAUGGCUCUCAUGGGCCGCGCCCGCAUCCAGUUCUCGCAACGCGCCUUCCGCCCCGCCCUCAAGACGUACCAAGAAGUCCUCCGCCUCGCGCCGAACUUCUUGCCCGACCCGAGGAUCGGUAUCGGCUUGUGCUUCUGGAUGCUUGGAGACCGGGAGAAGGCGAGGAAGGCGUGGGAGAGGAGUAUGCAAGUGAACCCGAACAGCUCGUCGCCCUCGGCCCCGCUGCUCCUCGGCCUGCUCCACCUGAACGCCUCGAAGGACCCGCUCCUUCCCGGCGGACCAGCCUCCCGCUCGGCCGCCUACGAGCGCGGUCUUACGCUGAUCCAAGCGGCUUUCAAGAAGGACAACACGUCUGCCGGUGCCGCCGCGAUGGGUCCCAUCGCCUCGCACCUCCUCCUGCAAGGCGGUCCACUCGCCGCGCAGAACGCGCUCAAGCUCGCCGAGCGCAUGCUCUCCUUCGCCGACGCCCGUCUCCUCCUCGCCGAAGCACACCUCGCCCGCGCCCGCGCACUCGACGCCGAUCCCUCGACAGCCGAGUUCGGCGGAGCGCUCAUUCUCCAGUCCUACCAGCGCGCGAUCGAGGCGAACCCUGACCUCGUCAUGGCGCAUCUCGGAGCGGGAGCCAUGUGCGUACGAAUGGACCAGCACCCUCAAGCGAUCUUUGCUUUCGAGACGGUCCUCCGCCGACACCCCAAAUGCAUCGAGGCGCUCGUCUGUCUCGCCUCGAUCCACACGCAUCUCGCCUUCACCUUCCACGCCGUCAGCGAUGCCUCUGGUGCGCGCAAGAGCGCCAAGGAAGCGUACGAGCAGGUUCUGCGUGUGUUCGCAACGGGCAAGGAGGCUGUCGGAUCGGGCGAGGGAGGCGGAGACCGCGGAAUCGCCAAGAGCGAGCGCGUUCGCGUCCUUGCCGAGGACAGGGAUCUCUUCAUCGAGAUCGCCAAGCUGUGGAGCGACGAGUUGAGCGUCGAGCGGAGCUUGCAGGCUUAUCAGCAGGCGGCGAGAAUUGAGGCGGACAAGGCAGAGGCGGAGAGGGAGGAACGCGAACUGAAGGCCGAGGACGACCUGUACGCGACGCAACAGUUGCAGGAGGACGUCGGACCAGACGCCGUCGACCCGCGCAUCAGGAACAACAUCGGCGUCCUGCUCUUCAACCGCCGACCGCUCUCGAGCUCGUCUGCCGCCAACGGGUCGAACUCGCAUCUCAUCCGCGCGCAAGAGCAGUUCGAGGCGGCUCUCGAAAAGGCUGGCGAGAUGUUCGCCAAGGCAGGUGGCGUUCUCAACGGUGGAGAACUGGACGCCGUCAUGACGACGGUCAGUUACAACCUCGCGGCCUGCUACGAGGCGCUUGGCGACCUCGAAAAGGCGAGGUCCGGUUGGGAGUCGCUCUUGUCGGGUCAUCGGGAAUACGUUGACGCCAAGGCCCGCCUCGCCCUCCUCGGCCUCAAGUCUCGCACCGAGUGGGACAGCGCGCACGAUCUCAUCAAGCAAGCGCUCACGUCGUCUUCGCAAAAUGCCGAACUGCGCGCGCUCUACAUCUACUUCCUCUUCGAGACGGGCGCCUACGCCAACGCUCGCGACUUUGCCCGCGCGACGCUCAAGGAGAUCUCGCGCCACGACGUCUACGCCUUGUGCGCGAGCGGGCUGUUGUGCUACUUCGAGGCGAGGGAGAACAAGAAGCAGGGCAAGGAGGCGCAGCGCGACCGUGUCGCCAAGUUCACCCGUGCGGCCGAGUUCUACGACAAGGCGCUCCAGCUCCAGCCUCAAUGCGCUUUUGCGGCGCAAGGUCUCGCGAUUGGGAUUGCGGAGGGCACGCUCGGGAAUGGGCCAACCGAGGCGAACGGCGCGGCGGCGAACCCUGCGGCGCCAGGUCAGCCUGCUCAGCCGCUCACUGAGCACCAGGCGAGGUUGCGCAACGCGAGGGACGCGCUCGGUGUGUUGGCCAAGGUCAAGGAGAGCGUCAACGAGGCGAGCGUCUACGUCAACAUUGGACACUGCCACUUUGCGCGCGACGAGUACGACAAGGCCAUCGAGAACUACGCCACCGCCUCGCGCCGCUACCUCAACAACAAGCGCUCGACGGUCCUGUGGUACCUCUCUCGCGCGUACUACCACAAAUCAGUUCGCGAGCAAAACUUCGGCGACCUGCAGCACGCGAUCGAGGUCGGCCAGGAAGCGACGGACCUCUAUCCGAAGGACCUCGCCAACUUGUUCAACAUGGCAGUCUUGAAGCAGAAGGGCGUCGAGAUCUUGUAUGCGCUGCCGGCGGAGAAGCGGACGUCGGCGGAGUUGCAUGCGGCGUUUGAGCACUUGCAGGCCUCUAACGCCCUCUUCGACGACCUCGCUGCCGACCCUACGCAGGUGCCGCCGUACGAGAAGGAAGUCCCUCGCCAGCGCCGCAGCUACGGUCGUUCUCUCGAGUCUCGCUUCCAGUCGAUCCUCGAGGCGCAGCAGGCGUACGAAGAGACGGAGCAGGGCAAGCUCGAGCAGGCACGGCGGUUGCGCGAGGCGGAGCAGAAGAAGCGCGAGGAGGCCGAGGCGGAGCGGUUGGCGCAGAUUCAGAGGCAGGCUGAGGCGCUUGCUGAGCAGCGGAGGAGGAUGAGGGAGGAGGCGGAGCAGUGGGCAGCGAUGAGCAAGGAGUGGGCCGACUCGGACGACGAGGACGGCAAGAAGAAGCGCGGCGGAGGCGGCAAGAAGCGCAAGUCGACCAAGAUGAAGGGCGGCGACGACGAGGGCCUUGCGGAGACGACCGACAGCGAAGGCGAGGUCGACAAGCCUGCCAAGAAAAAGCGCGCAAAGAAGGAGAAGAAGGAGAAGACCAGCAAGAAGGGCAAGGGCAAGGCUGCUGCCGGCGACGAGGCAUCUGGGCGCAUGGCGGUCGACGAGCAGUACGACGAGGACGGCGAGGAGAUGCCCGUCAAGGCGCCACGCCGCCGCAAGGGCAAGUCGAGCGGCCAGGUCAAGUCGGCCGAGUUCAUCGAGGACUCGGACGAGGACGAGUGA